GGAUUGCAGCGUGGAUGAGGUGGAGUCCCAGAAUCCGCGUCAUUGAUUGCGGCCUCUGAGCAUCUUCCACCCCCUUCAGCCGCUGGAUGCAGGGACACUCUUCUCCGCGUCCCUGUGUGCUGACAGGUAGCUGGGAGCCGCGGAGACGAGGGAUGUAAUGAACACCUGUUUAAAUAUAUGCAAAGUGCCUCCAGUUUAAGGAAGCGGGGAGGAGAAAGAGAAGGGGGAGUUCUGCAGGGUGGGAAAAUCACCACAGUUUAUUUUUUUUGUUUCAAGAGAACCAAAGCUGCCGAUCCGAGGCAGAUAUGGGAUUGGAGCGGACGGGAAGAAGUGCCGGGAGCGGGCUUUCGCUGCGCGGUUAAGCGAUCGACUUGGCCAGCCCAUCGCCAGCCCAUGAGGACGCACGAUGGCCAAACAGUACGAUGUGUUAUUCAGACUACUACUCAUCGGAGACUCCGGGGUGGGCAAAACCUGCUUGCUCUGCCGCUUCACGGACAAUGAAUUCCACGCUUCACACAUUUCAACUAUAGGAGUUGACUUCAAAAUGAAGACAAUAGAUGUGGAUGGAAUCAAAGUACGAAUACAGAUUUGGUGAGUUCUGAAGGGGAUGUCGACAUCUGGGCAGGAACGAUACCAGACUAUUACAAAGCAGUACUACAGGCGGGCCCAGGGAAUCUUUUUGGUGUACGAUAUCACAAGCGAGCGGUCCUUUCAGCAUAUCAUGAAAUGGGCCAGUGAUGUUGAUGAGUAUGCACCAGAAGGGGUUCAGAAAAUUCUCAUAGCCAACAAAGCUGACGAGGAACAGAAGAGGCAAGUUGGUGCAAGGCAAGGUCAUAAGGUGACUUGCAAAAAAUAUGGAAUGGACUUCUUUGAAACAAGUGCCUGCACCAACUAUAACAUUAAAGAGUCAUUCACUCGACUGACGGAACUAGUGCUACAGGCCCAUAAGAAGGAGCUUGAUGGACUUAGGCUGUCAACACCCGAUGAACUUGUCAUUGGCGAUUUAGAAGAAGAUGACAGCAAAACCGAGCGGAUUGAUAAUUCACAAAAAGCUUGCUGGUGCUAGAAAUAUCGCAAAAAUGAAAAAUCCUAUUCAACUGUCUGAGUCAUGCCUCAAACUUUCAAGACCUGGUUGCCUGCUCCUACACUGUGUCAUCUCAAAUAUUCAUCUGAAUCCUGCCUUUCCCUUGAGUUGGAUUAAUCCGUACAGUCAGUUUUUAUCGUAUUGUAUUUUUGUCCUGGCUCUGUGAUUCAACAAUUUCUUGGACCUGGCUUGUCUGCUGUGCUUUUUGUACAGUUACUGUGCUGUGAUUCAUGUUCAGAUCACCGAAUGUUGAUCCAGUAGCCCAGUUUCUACAAGACUGCAGUUUCAGUAUUUGUUUCAUAUGUGAAUGACCCUUCCAGAUAAUACGUCUCAAGAUCAAUCAAUAUGCCAAUUUCUUGAAAUAUCCCCAAUUGUGUAGUUAGUUUCUGCAAAAUGCUAUUAUUAUUCUUGCUCAAUAAAAAUGCUUUGUGGUUUUUUUUUUGUCCAAUAAUUUCUAAGACCCGUGUAUCUCCUCACGCACAACUCUUUUAGAAUUGCAAGAAGGGUUUGCGAUUAUGACAAUAAUUUAAAGGCAUGAUCAAAAGAUGCUUUAAUAAAGGCGAAUUAAAUUAA
This is a messenger RNA of Amblyraja radiata (thorny skate), 1657 nucleotides long. It is a transcript of the gene rab15, whose product is annotated as RAB15, member RAS oncogene family. Gene Ontology annotation, biological process: Rab protein signal transduction. The transcript is spliced from 7 exons. The record is from RefSeq and is a predicted model, not a curated record. Gene Ontology annotation, molecular function: GTPase activity; GTP binding. NCBI's taxonomy places the organism in Eukaryota, Metazoa, Chordata, Chondrichthyes, Rajiformes, Rajidae.